GCACUUCGUGGCGCAGGAUGCUGGACACACACUUGUUUUAUUUUCUUCAUAUUGGCUUAUCCUUUUCGGCAGGAUGAGCACUGACGGUUGUGAUUCUUUACCGAGCUUUGCAGCCACAAUUGGAGCCAUGCUGGGCUCCAACGUCUCCAAGUCAUUGCGCGAAAGCAAUGCCACCAAGAAUUCCAGCUGUGGAUCCGUAUCAGUUGGUUUCCCUAUAACCAUGAUGAUUACUGGCAUGGUUGGCAACACUUUAGCUCUUAUUCUGGUGUAUAUCUCUUAUAGAAAGAAGGAGAAUAAAAGGAAAAAGUCUUUCUUGCUUUGCAUUGGAUCUUUGGCGUUCACUGACCUGUUUGGGCAGCUUUUAACAAGUCCAAUAGUGAUAUCAGUUUACAGAGCCGAUCUAAAAUGGGGGCGUAUCGACUCUUCUGGAAACCUUUGCGCCUUUUUCGGUGUGUGCAUGACAACUUUUGGGCUGUGCGCGCUCUUUUUGGCCAGCGCAAUGGCAAUAGAAAGGGCUAUGGCCAUAACAAACCCACACUGGUACUCCAAUAACAUGAAGACAAGUGUGACCAAGCAGACUCUGGCUGUCAUAUGGUGUCUUGUGUUGCUGUUUGCGCUGUUGCCCAUCGCAGGGGUCGGGAAAUAUACGCUCCAGUGGCCGGGCACCUGGUGUUUUAUCAGCACAGGGGACCGAGCGGUACCUGGGAAUAUGUUUUUCGCCAUCACUUUUGCAGUUCUGGGGAUUUUCUCUCUGCUUGUGACACUUUCAUGCAAUGUGGUGACGAUUCGAGGCUUAAUCAUCCGAUGUAAAACUAAAACCGGCACGUCUCAGUCCUCAAAACAGUGGGAGCGGCUCACCACAGAGACUGUCAUACAGCUGUUGGGAAUAAUGUGCGUCCUGCUCAUAUGCUGGUCACCUCUACUGGUUCUCAUGCUGAGGAUGAUCUCCACCCAAGUAUCCUCCCAUGAGUGUAAUUCAACUGCAGGGACUUCCAGUAACACCUCCGGUCGGGAUGUUCACUUGGACUGUAACUUUUUCCUCACAGCCAUCCGCUUGGCCUCCCUCAAUCAGAUCCUGGACCCGUGGGUGUAUCUGCUACUCAGGGAGAUCCUCCUACGCAAGUUCUGCCUGGUGGCUAGUGCAGUGUCCAACUGCUCCAUAGAGGAUCACAAAGAGACCCCGACGGCAUUAGAUGCACUCAACAAGGCAAAUCAAGAUGGAAACAACCUUCAGAAAUUACAGAAUAGCUAAAGCAAGCUUGGACGGGAUUUACUUUGUUGUGGCUUGGGCCUGGAUGGAUGCUGAAACUAGAGACAGUAUUGAACCUCACUUUCUCCUCAAGAAAGUUUUUGUGCAAUUGUUGAAAAGAGCAUGGAUUGUCUCACUGUUAAAGGAAAACACAGCCAGAGUGUGCUCUGGGUGCUUUUGUUUAGCUUUAAACACAUUCCUUUUAAAGUCACCUAACCAGCAUAUGGAAGCAUGACCGUGCCAUCUUGCUGCAGAAGGCUGACAGGAACUUUCCCAUUCCUAGUUUCAGUUUUAAAAACAUCUUUGAGGUGCAGGAACUGAAGAGAGGUGACUUUUAAGUGACUUUAUAUGGAAAUGUCUGCAUCUGUCAUGCUUCACAUUGGAUUUAAACAACUUGAAGCCAUAAUCCAACUACAGGACAAAUGGUUUUAUGAAUGUCUGUAAAUGAAGAAUCACACUGUAAAUAACCUAAACAAAGUUUUAAAUAUCUUUAACAUAAAAUGUUACCACUAUGUUUGAAACAUAGGCUGUAUAUUAAGAUGGACAGAGCAAUAGCUGCCUGGAACUGAAGUUAAAAUAUUUUGAGCUUUGCCUGCGCUUUGGCUGCAGCAUAGACCUUUUGCAUCCGACUUCAAACAGUCUGUUCUGUUUAAUGUAGAUACCAUAUCUGCUCUGAGAUCAGAUUUGCAUGUUUGCUAAUGACAUUAUGCAGUACAAUUUGUUGGACGUUGGUUUGAUGACGUGGCACAUUGUACUUGGCAGUGAGCCAGAGAUUUUCUUGAGCAGUGGUAAUUGCAAUUUUCUUGGCUGGUGUUAGAGAUCACUGCACUUUUAUCUAGCUUGUAUAUAUCUAACCGUCUGAGACUAUAGCAUAUAUGACGGGAAGAGGCACAGGUUAUAAAAGUUGAAUAACUUGUAAAUUGAACUUUUUUUCCAUAUGGAAGCCCUCCGAUUUGCUGUUCUAAUGACGCUAUCCAUGCCUUUGUAGCCCUAACAGGGGCUUUUCUAUUGAGCCCAGAACUUGGGUGACUUUCCAGGGUCUUUAAAGAUUAAAUCCAUGCCAUUAACUCUUAUAUUGAAUGUCUUUCAAUACAUUUUUAAUCAAUUUUUCAAAUGUUUGCUGCUAGCUGCUGAUGCUGUCCUCAAUAUUGUCUGUUUUAUAUCCCACAAUACACUGUGACUGGGCUGUGACAACCAAUGGCAGGCUGUUCUGUCGCCACGUCAUAAUUUGACAAACUUCACAUGUAUAUCCCAGAUGAGAAGGCCAGAAUAGCUCAUACUGGAGAGAGAGAACCUGUGUUGUGGCCCUCUGUGUCACUGCAGAUAGAAACUGCUUUGAAUGAUGUCACAAAUAGAGGUAACAUAAAGAAGCGCAAGGAUUUAUUUGUAAAUAUUUGAAUAUUUUGAAGACUUUUCCACUGAGAGAUUAUUUCACUUUGUCCCUAAAAGAUGGUAGAGCAAGUUUGUGCCAAAAAAGUCUUUACUGCUUACUGUGUGUCACACAAACAUUUCGUUUUUUCUUUUGUCUUUAUAGUCCCAUAACUUUUUAAAGUCCCAAGUGACAUUACUGCAGUAAACAUAUUCUUAAAGGCUUGGUUGUCCUAAAAAAGGAUAUUUAGAGCUUGACUGUGCACCACAGGGUUGACGUUUUACAGGCUUUUUAAGACAAUAAGUCCAGGUGAGAUAAAAUGGUUAAACAUUUUUCUUAGGACUCAGAGUUAAUAUUUAUUUCUAACUAUCAGAAUGAAGAGAGCACAGUUUAUCAAAGUCAAAUUCCUUGUAAAUUUAGACAUAGUGGGCCUAUAAAGCUGAUUCUAUUAUUUUUUUUUCAAAAACACUGAAAUGCACUAGCUGUGUUAGCCUGCUAGCAGUCCUAAAUUGACAACAAUCUACAAAAGGAUCAAACAUGAACGGUAUAACCUCACAGAUUCUCUUAGUGAAGAUUAUAUCAACUGCAAACUACUUCCUUACAGUCCCCGGUGAACAGCCAAUAUAAUGUGCCACAUCAUCAUACAUCAUUAUAUCAAUAUACCACCAGUCGAGAUGUGUAAUGUCACUAGCAGAUGCAGGGAACUGAGCAGAUCUGAUACUCAUGCUGGUCCCCACAUGGACAGCAAAAUGGGCAUUUGUAACCGAAGCACUGAACAGGCUAUCGCUAACACAAAAGCCACGGUGACCCUGUUUAUGGGUGACAAAAUGAGAUGUUGAAAACUCGCAAAUUCUUCUUUGUGUAAUCUGAUGAGCAUAUUUUUUACAUUUUAAUGCACCAUUAAACAAAAGAGGCAUCAGCACUGGCCACAUAGGCAUCGCUGUCUGUGUAUGGGAGAAAUGCCUUAUUCAGUCUUCAGCCAGUCUUUACAAAUUUUUCUGUGAGACACCUUAAGGUGAAUUACUUAAUGUGGAAGAGUCACUAACAAUGUUGUAUUACUUUCUCUUUUAUUAGUCCCAAAUUCAGCUAAGAUGUAACUGUUAACUAAAAUGCACAGCAGCCAAAUAUCAACCCCAGCAUUUUUUCCAUCCACUGUAGUGAGUGGCGUACACCGUGAGGGACCUUUGAAUUUUCCUCUUUAAGUUUAAUGGACUUUGUUAGGCAGAGGAUGAAUGCUGUUAAUUUGUCUGAUAUGUUCAUGUCUUGGCUCCAAACUGCCUAACCAGUGUAAUACAUUAGCUGUAGAGGGGGGGCAGUUGGCUCCACUUUUGUUCAACAGAAGGUGAUACACUGUCCAUUUUAAUAUACAAUGGAAGGUUUAUCAAAGAUUGCUCGUCUUUCAGAGGAAAAAUACAAAUCCUAAACUGGAGCCAAUUAUUGAUUGCACGAUUAUUUAUUGGUCUAAAAAGAAGUAUGAUGAUAGAUGUUUAUAUACUGAAUGUUAAACUGUACAUGAAACUCAUCAGCUAACAGACAAGACUGUGAAAUGUGAAGCUUUUAUCCACUAAGUUUAAAAGAUGUCCAAGUAUAUCCCAUCAUUGCUUUCUUUUCAGAAUCAUUUCAGUGCCCCUGUAAUAUACAUGAGAGUUUACAGGAAAAUGUAAAAGAUUUUUGGGGUUCAAGAUUAUAGGAUCAUCUAAGCAAGAGGCCUGAUACUGUAGUUCCAGUAUUGCAGCCGUCACUAUCCAAGAAAUAUUAAGCAAUACUUGCCUGUUUCUUGGAUUUCGUAUAUUUCUGUUCUUCAAGUAGACAGUGUUAAACCACAAAUGUACUUGACUUCACCAGCCAAGAGUAUUUGGAGGGAAAAAUAAUGCUGGCACAAUGCAUUGACCGCUAAAAUAACUGGGAGGAAGUAGAGUGCUGUAAAAUCACAAGGCUGAUCAGCUUAGAUAUAAUGAAAUGAAGAAUGUCAUGUCAAAAUGUUGCAAAAAAACAAAAGAUUGAAAAGCUUUUUUGGCACUGACACUGUGUCACUGCUACAAGCCAUGUGGCUUUACAAGCUUUCAUCAGUGUCAGGUGUUUUAAUAGCCACAGUAAUUCAGGCUUUUAGUUGUAUGUUAUCCUUUUACAGACAAAUCAUACCCUGAAGCCUCACCACAUUGCAGAAGUGCAUUUCCAUUCAUUUUAUGGCGUAAAACUUCUCAGAGGUCUCACAUGAGGGUAUUAUGUAAUGAAGAGGUUUGCUCUAGCGGUGUAACUAGGUGAAACUUCAAUUUAUCCCUUUAACAAGAUGCACAUUGAUUGAAUGUAUUUUAAAUGUAUUAAAAUAUUGCAAGCAUCUCAAUCAAAGACAUGUCAAGGAUGGUCACAUUAGCUCUCAAUUACUGAGCUAUAUGUCACACCAACAACACAAAUCUGCCUUCUCAGUAUUUUCAGUCAACAAGAUUAAACUUAGGAACAGUCUGCCUUUGCCCGGUCAUGCCUUUCAGAUGAGAGACGACCAACAUGCUCAGUGAUAAUUAACAUAGAAAAUACCUUGGGAUAGGUGAACAUUUCUGUUCCUGUGAAACUUACAUUGAUUGUGGAGUUGUGUGCCUUUAGAGCCCACUUGUAGUGAUCAACAGUAAUUGGAUGAUGGAAAACAAAAACAGUGAACAGACUGGUAGAUAAUUGUUUGAUUCAAAGUUGAUUGCAACCAAAAACACGGCAAAAUAACUUUUAUCUUUAUUUUGUUUAUUGCAAUAUGAAAAUACACUGUAAAAGUUAAAAGAAAAUAUGGCUGAAAAAACCCAAAUAGCACCAGUUAAAGACCAAGUAGAUGCAUGAAAUUACCAGAAAUCAGAGCACAACUGUGAUUUUUAAGAUAAAAAUUUCGCCAAGAAAAUUAUAAAUAGUGUAUUAUUACCUGUAAAUGUAUUUUUGUUGGUCUAUUUUUUUUUUUUAAUUUGGCACAUUACUGUAAACAGAUUUAUAUAAUUGUUUUUUCAGCAAUCUUUUUUUUCAGCAGAAAGUUUACUAUCACGUUAUUCAUGUCAAUCUACUCUAAAUGAAUACACAGCAAAAUUAUCCUUUUAAUUUAACUUCCAUAGUGUUAAAUUUAACACUUUUUCUGAGCUGACAUAAUUUUAACCGGUUCUGAGUUACAUUUACACUUUGGAAAGUGUUGAUAUUUAAAUUUCUUGUAACUUGUGUAACACUCAUUGUGUUUUUGUUUACACAUUUAAGUGUACUUUUAACACAAUACUGUGUCAUUUCCUUUCAUUCUGGGUGUUAAUUUACAUACAUAGGAAUUGCCACCUUGUAUUAAUUACUUUGCUGCUGUUGGGCCAAAACCUUUUAGCUCAGAAAUCAUCACUUUCUAGGGAAUGAAAAAAAACCUCAACUGUAUUAUUUAUUUAUUUAUUAUUAUUAUUAUUU
Molecule: messenger RNA, 6035 nt
Organism: Cheilinus undulatus (humphead wrasse)
Lineage: Eukaryota; Metazoa; Chordata; Actinopteri; Labriformes; Labridae
Gene: ptger3
Product: prostaglandin E receptor 3 (subtype EP3)
Exons: 2
Coding region: 74-1252 (392 amino acids)
Biological process (GO): intestine smooth muscle contraction; phospholipase C-activating G protein-coupled receptor signaling pathway; negative regulation of gastric acid secretion
Cellular component (GO): plasma membrane
Molecular function (GO): prostaglandin E receptor activity
Source: RefSeq, a predicted model, not a curated record